UUGUGUGUCUUUGCCCAACUGGAAAAGGUGUUUCAGGAGGAGGGGCGUCGCCUUAAUCGCCAAUGGGCGGGCGCCGGGGAAGCGGGGGAGCCAAUGAGGGCGAGACGUUGAGUGACAGCUGUCCAAUAGGGACCCUCCGUGCUUAGUACGGGUUUGCGCCUGAAGCGCGCCGCCGGGGCCUGAGGAAUGUCAACUAUUCAACAUGGAGGAGGAGGUCGACAAGCUGGAAUUGAUGUUCCAGAAAGCUGACUCUGAUCUGGAUUACAUUCAGUACAGGCUGGAAUAUGAAAUCAAGACUAAUCAUCCUGAUUCAGCAGGCGAGAAAAAUCCAGUUACACUUUUACAGGAAUUGUCAGCAAUAAAGUCCCGAUUUCAAACUUUGCAUGAACGCUUUAAGCCAAUUGCUGACGAGCAGAAAGAGACUAAGAGUCGCAUUUGUGCUACAUUCAAUAAGACUAUGACCGUGAUACAAGAACUACAAAAGCAAACAGACCUGGAGAAUACCGAUUUUCUUGAAAUGUGUGCUAUCCCUCACAGCCUCAUGCUUGAGCUGUCACCACUGACCGAAGAAGAGAAAACUGCAGUACAGCAAUUAAAAUCUCACAUGCCAGAUUUAUGAAGAAAUGGACUUGCAAAAGGGAACGCUGGUGGAGAAGAGAUCAAUUCCAGAGAGACUUAGGAAAAUGUCUUGUUAGCAUGUGGUAACGAGGGGUGGGGUAUGCGAAAGAGAAGAUUUGGCCUGGUUGACUGGACAGUGACGCCUUUCACAGAGGGAAUAUAAGGACGGAUAUGAAUAAAUUCAGUCAAAAGGAUGGAAUGGGAAAAGGAUUUAAACACAUGCACACUUAGUUUUGCAAUUUCAGGCAAGAAAAUCUUAACACUAUUUUGCAUCUGUUUUUGUAUAAUCAGGAUAACAAAGAUGUCCUAUCAUAAAAGAAUGUUUAUGCACUAUCAGUCAAAUGUGAAUGAAUGUGCAUUGGAAAUUAAAGAUGGAAAAAUAUUUGUAUUAUACAUUAUAUAUAUAUGUAUAGACUUUUCUGUUUUUGAAAAUUUUAAUUGAAGAUGUGGUCACAUUAUCGGUGAGAUUGCUAAGUGACCUAUACUGUCCAAUAAAGCCUAAUCUUUGUAAUAAGCUGGUUUUCCUGUGAAAGUCCCUUUUAUUUUUGUCCUAUUCCUUCUGCUUGGUAACGUUGAGCAACAUGAGUUCUGCUUUCAAAUGUUUUAGGUUCUCUUUAUUGAAUUUCUUUUAAAAAACAUAUUUAAAAUCAAUAUUUU
Messenger RNA from Pipistrellus kuhlii (Kuhl's pipistrelle), 1275 nucleotides. RefSeq names its product spindle and kinetochore associated complex subunit 2 (gene SKA2). Gene Ontology annotation, biological process: mitotic cell cycle; cell division; chromosome segregation. Gene Ontology annotation, cellular component: spindle microtubule; outer kinetochore. The transcript has 5 exons. Gene Ontology annotation, molecular function: microtubule binding. The record is from RefSeq and is a predicted model, not a curated record. The coding region runs from base 203 to 619 and encodes 138 amino acids. Lineage: Eukaryota; Metazoa; Chordata; Mammalia; Chiroptera; Vespertilionidae.